Messenger RNA from Hirundo rustica (Barn swallow), 1713 nucleotides. RefSeq names its product potassium voltage-gated channel modifier subfamily V member 2 (gene KCNV2). Gene Ontology annotation, cellular component: voltage-gated potassium channel complex; membrane. Gene Ontology annotation, molecular function: voltage-gated potassium channel activity. Gene Ontology annotation, biological process: protein homooligomerization; potassium ion transmembrane transport. NCBI's taxonomy places the organism in Eukaryota, Metazoa, Chordata, Aves, Passeriformes, Hirundinidae. The record is from RefSeq and is a predicted model, not a curated record. The transcript has 2 exons. Bases 1 to 1713 code for a protein of 570 amino acids.
AUGUUGCAGUUUAACAGGCAGCAGGAGUUUCCUUUGCUAAAACAUAAAGAGAUGGAAGCACCAAACGUCCUCCCACAGCCCAGCAAGGGGAAGGAAAAGGAAGUCGCUCAUAUAGACAAGCAGAAUGGUUCCUCUGCCACCACUCCCUUGAAUGCCCACCCUCUACUGCAACCAGGACUUGGGACGAAUUACAACUAUUAUGUGGACGACGAAGAUGAGGAAGAAGAAGAGAAAGAACAAGAAAAAUGGCCACAUGAAGAUGCAUUUCAGGGAGAAAGCAAGGCCUCGUCAUUUAUUCCUUGCUCCCCUGCUGCUUCCUCCAGAGCCCCGUCCACAGCAUCUGCUCCAUCCGUGCUGAACAUCAACGUUGGUGGCCAAAGUUACCGCCUCACCUACCAAGCAGUGGCCAUCUAUCCCAAGACCCGCCUGGGCCGCCUGGCUACCUCCACUGACCGUCGUCGCCAGCUGGGCCUGUGCGAUGACUACGCUGCCCAGGUGGAUGAGUAUUUCUUUGACCGGGACCCAGCUGUCUUCCAGCUGGUGUACAAUUUCUACUCCUCGGGGGUGCUGCGGGUGAGGGACGAGCUGUGCCCCCGCAGCUUCCUGGAGGAGCUGAGCUACUGGGGCGUUCGCCUCAAGUACACACCCCGCUGCUGCCGCAUCUGCUUCGAGGAGCGCCGCGACGAGCUGAGCGAGCAGCUGAAGGUCCAGCGGGAGCUGCGCUCCCAGGCAGAGGCUGAGGAGAACGAGCAGCUCUUCCACCACAUGCGCUACUACGGUCCCCAGCGCUGGCGCCUCUGGAACCUCAUGGAGAAGCCCUUCUCCUCUGUCACCGCCAAAGUGAUGGCUGUGGCCUCCAGCUUCUUCGUGCUCAUCUCCGUGGUGGCCCUGGCACUCAACACGGUGGAGGAGAUGCAGCAGGUGGACUGGAAGAGUGGGGAUAGCCGGCCUGUCCUGGAGCAUGUUGAGACCUUGUGCAUCGCAUUCUUCACGUUGGAGUAUCUGCUGCGCUUGGUCUCUACCCCAGACCUGCGCCGCUUCGCCAGCAGUGCCCUCAACGCAGUAGACCUCAUUGCCAUCCUGCCCCUCUAUCUGCAGCUGCUGCUUGAGUGCUUUACUGACGAUGACCAGCCCCGGGGUCGGGGCUCCCAACACGAGCACGACAUCGAGAAGGUGGGGCGGGUGAGCAAGGUAGGACAAGUGCUUCGCAUCAUGCGCCUCAUGCGCAUCUUCCGCAUACUCAAGCUGGCCCGCCACUCCACAGGGCUGCGUGCCUUUGGAUUCACCUUGCGCCAGUGCUACCAGCAGGUGGGCUGCCUUUUGCUCUUCAUCGCUAUGGGCAUCUUUGCCUUCUCUGCCAUGGUCUACACGGUGGAGCACGAUGUUUCCAGUACCAACUUCACCAGCAUUCCGCAUGCUUGGUGGUGGGCUGCCGUCAGCAUCUCUACAGUGGGUUAUGGAGAUAUGUGUCCAGAAACUCACCUUGGACGCCUGUUUGCUUUCCUCUGCAUUGCUUUUGGAAUAAUCCUGAAUGGCAUGCCCAUCUCCAUCCUCUACAAUAAAUUCUCGGACUAUUACAGCAAGCUGAAAGCCUACGAGUACACGGCUCUCAAGAAAGAAAGAGGGAAGGUGGACUUCAGACGGAGAGCCAUGAGGAAAAUAUCCGAGUGCUGCGGAGAAGGUGCAUCCCACCCUUUGUCACAGCAAGGAUAG